AUGUCACUGUCUAAAGAAUCGCGAACAUCUUCUAUGGGACCAAGAGCCCAAGUAAAAUUUCCUUUUGAAUUAAGUCCUCCAAUACAAAAAUUAACAUUUGGUCAUCAAUACGCAGUACAAUCAGUCCCUUUACAACAAACAAUUACAUUUAUAAAUAAAACUGAUGAAUUAUAUAGAAUGACAAUAGUUGUUAGUACAAGUCCUAAAUAUACAAUGGAAGUUGAUGAAGAAAAAAUUAAAAUUAAACGACAAAGUACAAAGUCUGUCACAAUUACUAUCUGUUUUAAUACAGUUAUUACAGUUGGCUUAACUGGAAGUGUUACAUUUGAAGUUAAAAAAAAAGCAUUUAUUGGAAACGAAGCAAGUUCAUUAACUCUAAGAUUUCAAAUGUUAGGUGUUAUUCCUAAAGUAUCUUCCAAACAAGUAAUUCUUGAAUUGGAACCUUUUGAUACUUUAAUACACCCACAACAAACUGAAUUAGUAAAUCAAGACAUAAAAAGUAAAUUUCAAAUUAAAAAUAAAUUAACUCAACAUGAAGACUCAAAAAUAAUAAUAAAAAGAGAAACAAAUACAAUAAAUGAAAAAGACUUUAUUACUAUUUUAGAACAUUCAAAAAAUAAAGAAGAUAUUAUUAAAAUUGGAACAGUUACAGGAAAAAAAGCACUUUAUAAUAAGGAACAGACAUUUAUAUUUAAUUUUAAUGAUGUACAAGAAGACUUUAAUGCUUUAACAUCAAUAUAUAUGGAUAUUCAUCAUUUUUCAAUAGUUCAAUUAAUUGGAUUAAAUUUUCAUUCAAACUUCAUGUUAUUAGAAGCAGACACACAAUAUAAUAUUGAACAAUUUUUAGAUUGUGAGUUAUCUAUUCCAUUCUUAACGAGAUGUUGUAUUAAUUUAGUUACUGCUUUACAAUAUUUAUCUUCUCAAAAUAUUCUUCAUAGAAAUAUUAAACCAAGUAAAUUAAGACUAGUUAAAAGAGCUUCACCUACUAUGGGGCUCCCUUUAAUUAAAUUACAUGACUUUUCUUGUGGCAUUGUUUUAGAAAAUGGAAAACGUACAAAUGAAUGUGUUGGAACUAUUGAGUAUAUGGCACCUGAAGUUAUUGAAGAACAAGAAUAUGAUGCAAAAGUCGAUGUGUAUAGUCUUGGUAUGACGAUGUAUCAUAUUUUUAAUAAAAAAAAACCAUAUGGUGAAAUGUCAAUACAAGAAAUUAAAGAAUUUGUACGUUCUGGACAUCGGUUAUCUCCAACAGAUAAAAUACCUAUUGCAAUAAUAGGAAUAAUAACAAAGUGUUGGAAUCAACACCCAGAACUACGACCUAAUUAUAAAUGGAUAUUAAAUGCACUUAAUGAUUUCUCUAGAAACUAUACUGCAUAA
This is a messenger RNA of Entamoeba histolytica HM-1:IMSS, 1374 nucleotides long. Its product is annotated as protein kinase, putative. NCBI's taxonomy places the organism in Eukaryota, Evosea, Mastigamoebida, Endamoebidae. Gene Ontology annotation, biological process: protein phosphorylation. The record is from RefSeq and is a predicted model, not a curated record. Gene Ontology annotation, molecular function: ATP binding; protein kinase activity. The transcript has 2 exons. The coding region runs from base 1 to 1374 and encodes 457 amino acids.